Histoplasma mississippiense is the source of this 867-nucleotide messenger RNA. RefSeq lists its product as hypothetical. The record is from RefSeq and is a predicted model, not a curated record. The transcript has 3 exons. Gene Ontology annotation, cellular component: nucleus; cytosol; proteasome regulatory particle, base subcomplex. NCBI's taxonomy places the organism in Eukaryota, Fungi, Ascomycota, Eurotiomycetes, Onygenales, Ajellomycetaceae. The coding region runs from base 1 to 867 and encodes 288 amino acids. Gene Ontology annotation, biological process: proteasome-mediated ubiquitin-dependent protein catabolic process. Gene Ontology annotation, molecular function: polyubiquitin modification-dependent protein binding.
AUGGAGAUUAUCUAUGGAAACAGUCCCACACGGUUCGAAGCUCAAGCAGACGCGAUCAACCUAAUCCACUCCGCAAAGACACAAGCCAACCCCGAAUCGUCAGUUGGGCUGAUGAGUAUGGCCGGCAAAGGUCCAGAGGUACUGGUGACUCUGACGGCGGACAUCGGUAAGAUUCUGGAUGGUCUGCAUCGAACAAAGAUCCGGGGACAAGCGCAUCUUGCCUCCAGUAUACAAGUCGCCGGCCUAGCCCUCAAACACCGCCGAGAACGCGCGCAACGCCAACGAAUCAUCGUCUUCACCUGCUCCCCGAUUGCCGAGGACGAAAAGACCCUCAUCAAACUUGCAAAGCGCAUGAAGAAAUAUAACGUCUCCGUGGACUUCGUGGCCUUUGGCGACCUGGACGACGACACAAUUAAGAAACUCGAAGCCUUCAACGAGAACGUCAAUGGCGCUGACGGCUCGUAUCUCGCUGUAAUACACCCCGGAUCAAACCUUCUUAGCGACUCACUGCUUACGACACCGAUUCUGGGCGGCGAUGGGAUGGGUGUUGGGCGCACGGGUGGUGAGGAGGGGGUUGAUGAUGGGGUUGAUAUUGGCUUUGACCCCUCUGCAGAUCCGGAACUAGCGUUUGCGCUGCGCAUGUCUCUUGAGGAGGAACAGGCGCGGAUAGAGAAAGAGAGAAAUGAGAUGGCGGAGAAGGAGAAGAGGGAGAAGGCCGUGUUGGCAGGGAUUGCAGAGGGGAGUGAGGAGACACAGCCCCUUCUCGAUAAGAAUGGGGAGCCAAGUGGGAGCGGAAGUGGCACGAAUGAGGGGAAGAGGGAUGAUAAGGAUAAGAGGGACAAUGGGGAUCAGAUGGAUACGGCAUGA